GCUACAGAACAGAUGCCCUCAUCACCAAGGACUGGGUACUGAUUUAGAGAGAAGAGAGCAGCUUCUAGCAGCAUCAACAUGCAUUUGUCGCUUAUUUCCCCUGCAGCAAAUUCACCCGCCUUUCCUUCUUCCAUCCUUUUUCUGGAUAUGCCACAAAAGGAUCCAUGCCAGAAACAAGCCUGUGAAAUACAAAAAUGUUUGCAAGCCAACAACUAUGUGGAAGCAAAGUGUCAGGCUGUCGUCCAAGAACUUCGUAAGUGUUGUGCUCGAUAUCCCAAGGGAAGAUCUCUUGUCUGCUCAGGAUUUGAGAAAGAAGAGGAAGAAAACCUGGCACUGAAGUCUGGAUCCAAGUAAAGUUGUGCUGAGAAGUUAAAUUCUGCUUCAUGUUUCUCUCAAGCAUGUUUUAUUUACCAUCCCUUCUUCAAGCCAGGUAGCAGCAAACAGCAAAUGAAAAAGUCAAUUGUAAGGGUUAGCAAAUAUGCCAUCUAUGCAAAAUAGACCAAAUAACCUAUGUUAGAAUAUAAAUAUGUAUAAUGUAAAAGGGAGGUAGGUGCUAAAAUAAACCUAUUUUACAUGAAA
Molecule: messenger RNA, 579 nt
Organism: Meriones unguiculatus (Mongolian gerbil)
Lineage: Eukaryota; Metazoa; Chordata; Mammalia; Rodentia; Muridae
Gene: Cmc4
Product: C-X9-C motif containing 4
Exons: 3
Coding region: 79-354 (91 amino acids)
Cellular component (GO): mitochondrial intermembrane space
Source: RefSeq, a predicted model, not a curated record